AUGGCCACAACGCCCUUCGCUCCACCCUCCCGCCGCGGCGACUUCCUCUUCUCCUCGGUCCUCUACGCCGACCCCGGAAACUCCAAUCACCACGCCCGCGCCAGCGUCGCCGAGCUCGCCGCGCUCUUGCGCCCCGAAGCCCCCAAUCUGUACAACAAAGGUCAAAAGCCUGGUGUUGCGACACCAGCAAAGGAUCCGGCCUGGCACUUUUAUAGCGCGCAGUUGAUUCACUAUGGACUUCCGGUUACCAAGGAGAAGAAUACGGCAAAAGUUCGGCUGCUGAAUGCGUUGAAUCAAUUCAAGCUGGAGGUGCCGGCGUGGGUGUUGAAGGUGGAGAGCGACCUGAAGAAGGAGUGGGAGGCGGAGUGUAGGAGAGUAAAGAAGGCUGGUGUUGGUGCUGGUGCGGGCAUGGGGGUGAAGGGUAUGGGAGCGAAGACGAGUAAAGUGAAGACGCAGGCUGGUGAGAGUAGUGGUGGAGGUAGUUUCUCAACAAGCAACGGCGUUAACGUUACUGUCAACCUCAAUCUUUCAUCCAGUCUGGGUGUUUCUGCGGAUAGCUUUGCGAAGAAGCCAUCGCCGGCGAAGCGUAAGCGUGGUGAUGGGGAUGAUGGGGGCUCAAAUGAUACGCCAAAGAAGGCGGCGAGGGUGAUCAAGGCGCCAGCAUCAAAGAAGGCAGCGAUGACCAAGGAACCAGCAGCUAAGAAAGAGCCCGCAGUCAAAAAGGCACCAGCCUCGAUGAUAUCGUAG
Pyrenophora tritici-repentis Pt-1C-BFP is the source of this 747-nucleotide messenger RNA. Its product is annotated as TT-ORF1 multi-domain protein. The record is from RefSeq and is a predicted model, not a curated record. NCBI's taxonomy places the organism in Eukaryota, Fungi, Ascomycota, Dothideomycetes, Pleosporales, Pleosporaceae.